GACCGAGACAGAGGGAUGAAGAAAGUUGGGCCUAACGUGUGAAGCCCAGCAAGUGCAGGAGAAGAGGUGUUUGGGUGGCAUUUUAUCAUCCAUCUAACAGAGAGGAGAGUGAAGUUUUGUGGUGUGGUUUAGUGUCAAAUGGCGGCGAGUAGAAGCACUUUUCCUCUGAUGAAAUACUUGAGAGUGCGCGUCGACGCUCUUCCCCGCAACACUCCCUUAACCCUCGCUCCCAACUUUUUGAUUCGCCGCUUCUGUGAAGAGGUUAGGGGUUGUUUUCUCGACAAGUCUGAGGUCACAGAUCGCGUCAUUUCCUGCGUCAAAAACUUCCAGAAAGUUGAUCCUUCAAAGGUUAACCCUAAUGCUCACUUCCAGAAUGACCUUGGAUUGGAUAGUUUAGAUUCAGUAGAGAUUGUGAUGGCUCUUGAGGAGGAGUUUGGGUUCGAGAUUCCUGAUAAUGAGGCAGACAAGAUCAACUCCAUUAAACUUGCAGUGGACUUCAUUGCAUCUCAUCCUCAGGCAAAGUAGUGGAAUUCUUUUGUUUCUCAACAUCUAGUUUAGAUGAUCCAUCAGACAUUUUUGCUUCCAUAGUGGAACUUUGUUUUCUCAUCCCUCAGAAGGGUGUUAGCUGGGGAUGUGCCAGCUUCAUUUGGCGGUAUUGGCAUCCAGAACUUCACAUUCUGUGUUCCUCCUAUAUUCCUGUCAAUAAGAAUUGUGUUAAAUUUCCGAUUAUGAAAUUGUGAGGUCUUGAGUUGUCCUCAGGAACAGAUGCACUAUGCUAUUCUCUUUUGCUCUGUUUUCUGUUAUUACAUCAUCCGUAAUAAUUUUGCUUUUGUUUAAUCUCCAUGCAUCAUAAUUGAAGUUAUACAUUUAUACUCUGCCAGAUGGUUCUUAUGUAAUGAGUUGUUUCCGUGUUAAGAAAGAACUGCUCUUUUAGAGUUCUAA
Messenger RNA from Glycine soja, 942 nucleotides. RefSeq names its product acyl carrier protein 2, mitochondrial-like. The transcript has 2 exons. The coding region runs from base 139 to 525 and encodes 128 amino acids. NCBI's taxonomy places the organism in Eukaryota, Viridiplantae, Streptophyta, Magnoliopsida, Fabales, Fabaceae. The record is from RefSeq and is a predicted model, not a curated record. Gene Ontology annotation, molecular function: acyl binding; acyl carrier activity. Gene Ontology annotation, cellular component: mitochondrion. Gene Ontology annotation, biological process: fatty acid biosynthetic process.